This is a messenger RNA of Hemiscyllium ocellatum (epaulette shark), 2863 nucleotides long. RefSeq names its product myostatin b (gene mstnb). The transcript is spliced from 3 exons. Gene Ontology annotation, cellular component: extracellular region. The coding region runs from base 484 to 1644 and encodes 386 amino acids. Gene Ontology annotation, molecular function: growth factor activity; cytokine activity. Gene Ontology annotation, biological process: SMAD protein signal transduction. The record is from RefSeq and is a predicted model, not a curated record. NCBI's taxonomy places the organism in Eukaryota, Metazoa, Chordata, Chondrichthyes, Orectolobiformes, Hemiscylliidae.
GUGUAUGAGGGAGAAUCCGUCUCAACUGGGGAAAAGAUGUUCUGUGAAAACUGUAGAAAAUUGGAGACAAAGACUGAAUAUUACGCCUAGCAGUCGGGGAUCGUGAGAUUUGGCGUUCUGAAACGAAACAUCUUCCUGGGUGUGAGUAAAGAGGGUCACCGUACGAUGCUUUGUGUGAAUUGUUUCGGUUAACGUUCAUUGGAAUAAACAGGCGAUAUAAACACACGAGCGAAGUUGAAAAUAAUGACGCUGCUUUGGCUGUGAGUGACAGAGAAGGGUCUCAGUUCUGACAGCUAGAUUCUUUGUUGGCACAGCAGCCAAUCGUUGAUUUUUACGACACAAUGGUGAAGCCAAAGUUGUGGUAUAAAAAGCCGUGUUGGAAUAUAUGAGAUUUACCAGUGUGCUUGGCCAUAUCCCAGCCCAACAGGCUCUAGCAAACUUUUAACUGGAAUCAGAAGAGGAUUCACUUCAAGACCUGGGAACAUGCAAACAUCACAAGUGCUAAUUUACCUGGCUCUCUUUGGUGCACUUGGUCGAGUAGGUGGUAGAGAUGGUGCUCACGCGAAUUUGACAGAUAUUAAAACGGAAUCGCUAGAAAAAGGGCCAGACAGUGACUAUAACGUGUCCGAGUGCUCGGCUUGUAGGUGGAGAAAGGAGAAUAAGGCACUGAGACUGGAAUCUAUUAAAUCGCAAAUUCUGAGCAAACUGCGUCUCAAAGAAGCGCCCAACAUUAGUCGGGAUACAGUGAACCAACUUUUACCGAAAGCUCCUCCUCUCCAACAACUACUUGAUCAAUAUGAUAUCCAAGGGGAUGAUAAUAAUGACGCCUUAUUAGAAGAGGACGAUUAUCAUGCUACAACUGAAACUCUCAUCACCAUGGCCACGGAGCCUGAACCUAGUGUCCAAGUCGAUGACAAACCGAAAUGUUGUUCCUUCAAGAUCAGCCCCAAAAUGCAGUUCAAUAAAGUAGUCAAAGCCCAUCUCUGGAUAUACCUGCGACCAGUGAAGCAAACGACGACAGUCUUCAUGCAGAUUCUGCGGCUAAAGCCAGUCGGACAAGAAUGGACUAACCACACACCCAUUCGCUCUUUAAAAUUCGACAUUAACUCCGGCACUGGCCAUUGGCAAAGUAUAGACUUCAAACGUGUACUACAGAACUGGCUCAAGCAACCUGAAUCGAACUGGGGCAUCCAAAUCAAUGCGUCUGACAUCAACGGUAUCGAUCUGGCUGUCACCUCCCCAGGGGUCGGGGAGGAAGGAUUGCAACCGUUCCUCGAAGUAAAGGUAACGGAAACAUCAAAACGGUCUAGAAGAAACCUUGGUCUUGACUGUGACGAACACUCGACUGAAUCUCGCUGUUGUCGUUAUCCCCUCACAGUGGACUUUGAGGCUUUCGGUUGGGACUGGAUAAUAGCACCCAAGAGAUACAAAGCCAAUUAUUGCUCAGGACAAUGCGAGUACAUGUUCCUGCAAAAAUUCCCACAUACCCAUCUCGUACAGCAGGCCAAUCCUAGAGGUUCGGCUGGGCCCUGUUGCACCCCGACUAAGAUGUCCCCUAUUAAUAUGUUAUAUUUUAACGGAAGAGAACAAAUCAUCUAUGGAAAAAUACCAGCAAUGGUAGUGGAUCGCUGUGGUUGCUCUUGAGAACGACCAAAAAAAGACGUGAUACGUCCCGACAACUGGACGAGCGAAAUACGGUCGUGUCAACGAUUUUCUGCAUCACCCAGUACUGUGCAAUAGGCAAAGAAGAGAUUGUAUUUGUGUUGCUCCCACCCAAAAGAAAGUAAUAACACGGGCCGAACGAGAACAGCAAGAUUCCAACACAUAUUGAAUUCAACGGUCCAGUCCACUGUUCCAUUUCAAACAAGAGGAGCCAGUAUACAUUUCUAGCAAGACAGAACAUCCCAUACAAAUUCACCCAAAUCAUAAUAUGUAGGAACAAUUCCAAUCCCAGCUUUGAUGAAUUGGUUAAAAGCAUAAGAGGUAUUCGGUAAUAGAAAAAAAAGUGCCAUUGCAUAUUCUUAAAAAUAGUCCAGAAACUUUCUGGCAUAGACUUGACAAUUAAUUUCUCAACUCAGAGAAUUACUUGGUCAUCGGCCAACAUAAAAACAAUAUUCGUGUAUUUUCAGCAGAUAGUAACAUUCGACUUCAAUAUUUAACUCUGUUCAGAUAAACAGGAGCAUUUACAUUAUCAUGUCGUCUGAACAACUCUAAACUUGAAUUUUAUGCAUUGGCAUUACGGGACAGAUGGACUGUCUUUCGAAGCUAACAGAAGCACUAUGUCUGUGGACAAUGUUUAAGGCAAAUUGGACAGGAUACCACAAGUCUGAUAAGUGUUAAGACCCUGUUUGAAUUCUGCCUUGGCAACAAUACAGUUUGCACUACGGCAAGCCAAUAGAGAGAACUGAAUUGGUUGCUACAAAGUUGUAAAAACUGAAUUUGAUAUGACUGCGUAUGUUCGUUGAAUAAUGUGUACAUGGCAUUCAUUUUGUAAAUGUUUUCUUUUUUUUUCCUUUUCAUCUUUUUCCAUGGUUGGUAUGAUAUAACAUGCCUACCAAGAGCAAGAUUUGAUACAACUUACGUUAUGUGCUCAUUGAAUAAAGGUGCUUGCUUUUGCUGUAUCUGAAGUUAAAUACUCAAUAGUAUGAAAGAAAGUAACUGAUGAAUUGAACCGAAUAUGGGCAAUAUGCGAUAUCGCAAUGGGUGCACUGUGGUGGUGAUCUCUUUUCUUGAAGUCCAAGAAAGGUAACAGUGGUUGAUGACAGAAUAGAGUCUCUUGUAGAAUAAGACAUUGUACAAAGUCAUUCUUGUACAUUAUUCGGCUCGGGUCAUUAUAUCAUUCACGUUAAAAGCAAUUAUUUUA